Messenger RNA from Rhizoctonia solani, 306 nucleotides. Its product is annotated as CsbD domain-containing protein. The transcript has 3 exons. The record is from RefSeq and is a predicted model, not a curated record. NCBI's taxonomy places the organism in Eukaryota, Fungi, Basidiomycota, Agaricomycetes, Cantharellales, Ceratobasidiaceae. The coding region runs from base 1 to 306 and encodes 101 amino acids.
AUGGCGCCUUCUCGCGUUCGAGGACAAAUCAAGUCAGUGUCUGGAACUUUCCAACGUGCCGUCGGCUCGCUUGUUCGUGCACAUGGAUUUGCUGGACGUGGACGAGACCGUCACAACCGUGGCGUUGCUGAAGUACAGGCCGCCAAGGCAAAAGGAUACGCUUCUGGUACUAGUGACCGCGUGCGCGGCAGAGGCCACUCUAUUCUAGGUGGUAUUACUGGAAACCGCCGCCGUCAAGCUCGCGGAAAUGCCCUGAGCGACAAGGGCAAUCUGAAGCAAGCCUUUCACAGUGGGAACCGGGCAUAA